Molecule: messenger RNA, 417 nt
Organism: Zingiber officinale
Lineage: Eukaryota; Viridiplantae; Streptophyta; Magnoliopsida; Zingiberales; Zingiberaceae
Product: remorin-like
Exons: 5
Coding region: 1-417 (138 amino acids)
Source: RefSeq, a predicted model, not a curated record
AUGCCCUUGAACUAUACUGUCGUCUGUGACUUGUUUGGAAUGAUGCACGUGGAUGCAUUGAAACAGAGUACAAAAACUGAUGAGGACAAGAUGUUGUUUUUUAAGGAGUUAAACGGGUCAUAUUAUCACAUAUGGCAUAAAGGAUUAGCACUUUUCUCCGAGAGAGAGUAUAAAACGAUUCAAGUUAAUGGCCCCACACAAAGCAAAUUGUUGGAUUCAAAAAUUAGAGAACAAGAAGCAGAAUAUGCUGAGAAAAUGAAAAACAAAAUUACUAUAGUUCACAAAGCAGCCAAAGAGAAGAGAGCAAUGACUGAGGCUAUGUGCCGUGAAGAGCUAUUGAAGUCAGAAGAAAGUGUGGCCAAAUAUCACGCCACAGGGCAGAUGCCAAAGCAAGGUUAUAGCUGUCACAAUUCAUGA